UGCCUUCACCCACAAGCACAACAAAGUUGAAAAUUGUUUUAUUUCAUUGACGAUUUACAAAAUCGGUAAUUUUUGGCAUUUAAAAAAAUAUAUAUAUACAAAAGGGGUACCUAUCUCUCUUUCUAGAUGUUUUAUGUAAUAUGAUGACAGUGCUUGAGUUCAAAUACCAAUUGCUGACUUAGGUGAUUAGCUAAUACAAUUAUAGAGUUGAACAUGUUAUUUUGGGCCAAGCUAGCUAACGUUACUUAGAGCAACCGGUAGUUUAAAUACAUAUGAACCAGUAAAGCCAUUUCUCUGAUGUAAUGUUAGUCGACACAGAUCUACAUUAAUGAAAUAUCUCGUUGAACAUUGACAUUAUGCUAUCUAAGAUAGCUAGCUAUUUAUAAAUAAUACAAGUACAAAUUAAAGUUCAUGGCUGGCUCACUGAGUGGCAAGAAAUAAACAUUACACAGUUGGUUAGCAAAUGUUUAGUUAGCUGGAAAACCUGCCAUUGACCUUUAAAAUAUCUUAUUUGAUUAGUCAUAAAUGUGGUCUAUGUCAGCAAAAGUCAGACCAUAACAUGACAAUAGUAUUUGUGCACUCUUCUGCAACGGUCAAUACGUCAAAUGUAACUUAAUCAAUCAGUAUUGUCAUUUUUUACCUUUGAAACCGCUCAAGUUAUCAUCCCCGGAAGAAAGGCUAUUUUUGUAUAGGUCAUAUGACAUGUUCCACUUCCUUGAAGCCACCAUGCAUCUUCGGGUGACGCUUUCCUGAAUCAUGUGACGGGGUACUUAUAAGUCCCGUCACAUAUUGUCAGUUAUUUAAAAAAAAUAUUUGGUACUGUCUUUGGUCGAGUUGUGGUGACACACGUGUUGCGGACAAAGUUUCGGCUUCUGCACGUAGCUAGCUGCGCCGAAAUGGCAGGAGGUGUGAGGAAAAAGUCGUACCCUGGUCCACGGUCUAGAGUCUGGGCGCCACUUCGUACACUAUGGCAGGAGAAACAUUUGAUCGUAUUCAAGGCAGAGUACACAAUACUGGUCGCCUCUGUUCUGUGGUUCCUGGAGAUCGGAAUAAACAUAUGGGUCAUCCAAAAAGUAGCAUGUAAGUACUAGUAGCAUGCUAGCAGUUUAGCCAGUUAGCUUGGCCCU
Molecule: messenger RNA, 1127 nt
Organism: Salmo salar (Atlantic salmon)
Lineage: Eukaryota; Metazoa; Chordata; Actinopteri; Salmoniformes; Salmonidae
Product: asparagine-linked glycosylation 3 homolog (S. cerevisiae, alpha-1,3-mannosyltransferase)
Source: RefSeq, marked provisional